GGUGCGCGGCCGGCUCGGUGGUCGUGGCGCGGUGCAGCGUUGAGCAAGGAUGACCGCGAAAACGACGUUCGAGCCGGCGGAGGUUCCCUCGCUUGACGUGCCGUCGCUGCUGGACGUCACCUCGACCGAGGAGGACCCCUGCGCCAACGGCACCGCCGCCAACGCCGUGGAGGUCAGCUGGCCGGACAUGCCGUUGGCGAUCUUGAAGGGCUGCGUCCUCGGCUCGAUCAUCGCCACGGCCCUCUUCGGCAAUCUCCUGGUGAUGGUGUCAGUGAUGCGGCACAGGAAGCUGCGCAUCAUCACCAACUACUUCGUGGUCUCGUUGGCGCUCGCGGACAUGCUGGUGGCGAUGUUCGCGAUGACGUUCAACGCAAGCGUGCAGGUGACCGGCAGAUGGCUGUUUGGCUAUUUCAUGUGCGACGUGUGGAACUCCUUGGACGUCUACUUCAGCACCAGCUCGAUACUCCAUCUGAUGUGCAUUUCGGUGGAUCGUUACUACGCGAUCGUCAAGCCGCUCAAGUAUCCCAUCAACAUGACGAAACGAGUGGUGGCGUUCAUGCUGCUCGCCUGCUGGAUCUCGCCAGCAAUCAUCUCCUUCGUGCCGAUCUUCUACGGCUGGUACACCACCGAAGAGAACAGCGUGCACCGUCACAAGCACCCGGAGCUGUGCGAGUUCAAGGUCAACAAGAUCUACGCCAUAUUGUCGUCGAGCAUAUCCUUCUGGAUACCGUGCACCAUCAUGACGGUCACGUACUUCGCGAUAUUCCGCGAGGCGAACCGGCAAGAGAAGCAAAUGCACAGUAGAAUGGGCAACGCCAUGCUGCUCAGCCACCGGCCGAGCAAGGAUCUCAAUAAUCUCAACGGAGAGCUCAACAGCGGCGGCUCCUCCAAGACGCUCACUCUCAACGAGAUCAACACCGAUCACCUGCACACUCCCACGAAGGACAAGAACAUGAUGAAGAUGAAGAGGGAGCACAAGGCGGCGAGGACGUUGAGUAUCAUCAUGGGUACCUUCAUCCUCUGCUGGCUGCCAUUUUUUCUCUGGUACGUCAUUACGGCGCUGUGCGGCGAGACCUGUCCGUGCCCCGACAUCGUGAUCGCGAUCCUCUUCUGGAUCGGAUACACGAAUUCAGCGUUGAACCCACUGAUAUACGCGUACUUUAAUCGCGACUUUCGGGAAGCGUUCAAAAAUACCCUGCAGUGCGCCUUCUGCUCGCUCUGCAGACGGGAGCCGUCCGACCUCGAGGCGCUGGACUUCCGUCGGCCAUCCCUCAGAUACGACGAUCGAACUAAGAGCAUAUACUCCGAGACGUACAUGAAGCACAUCGACCGACGAAGAUCGAGCGAGUUCGGAAGCAGUCUUUGAGACGAGACUAUAUUUAGAUUUUAAGAGCAUGUACGAGUACAAGAAAGCACGUUGACCAACAUAUAUACGUACAUACAUACACACAUACAUACAUACGUACUGUACUGACGCGCGCGCGCGCCAAUGAACCAUACAUAUUCGUUAACGUAUAACACGAACCUCUGUCCCGCCGAGACAUCCUUCGCCACUUUUUGCCAAAUAGUCGAGAACGAAGGGGGCCAAAAGGGACUCCAAAAGGGGGGAGACUCUGUCGGUUUUCCCAUGGCGACGAUACGACCACACGCUGACCCGCCCCGGAAGUAACUCCGCGAAUACAAACACACGCGCGCAUACACAUACAUACACACACACAUAGAUCACACCACGUCGCGUAUUGCCAAAGUUAGAUUUUUAAGUAAGCUUCGCGUAAGCGCCGUUGCGCGAGAGGAAGAGCGGCGCACUUCGCGCACGAGGAUCAAUAAGAUCGUGCUUACGGAGGAAACGGAAGAGAGGAGCCUCCGACUGAACGGCGAGAGCAUCGGCCGGCCACUGCGAGAGGAGACACUCGCUCCUUGCGGAUAUCCUGGCAGGAUAUCCGACUGAAUAUAACUCGGAGGAAGCCAACAACGAUGGAGAGAGCCGGGAACGGUCUCGUAAAUCUCUUAAUGUACUUCCUUGGUCAAGGAAAUGCGUACUUGCGACGUCUCUUUGAUCGCGAAUAUUUCGACCCGAGAGAGAGAGAGAGAGAGAGAGAGAGAAAUCACCGCGUUUAUAUAGGCCGAGCAAGCCCCAUGUUAAAUUAUUUCGUCACCGUAGCGAUUUAAUUCGAUUAUUUAUGACAGAUACGAACGUUCCACGAAACGGUAUCUGUCGAUUUAAGAAGUGUACUUCGCGCCAAUGAGAAACGUCUCUUAGUAAACGUAGGACGUUGUGAAGCACGCGAUUAUCGAGCGGUGACGCCGUGUGAAGAGUGUACAACGCGUAGGCGACACGAUCGAAUUAAAUUAUUGCAUAUUAUUGUAAAUUAUAUAUAAAUGGUCGAUCAACGCAUUGGAAAUUGAUCAAGCGAGAAGCAAAGGCUAAUGGUUAUUACUUGAUGCUCGUCUCAGAUGAGGUACUCAGACUUGAGUUCAGAGUCCAAAGUCUAGAUGAAAAUUUUUCGGUUAAAUCGCGGUUGCAGGUAUAAAAAUCAUGUGUAUCAUAAUUUAAAUAAAAAACUUGCAUCUAACUCUGAAUGAAAAGUCUUCGGCUCAUAAAUAAGUUAUUGACUCUUCUCUCAAGUGAGACACUCAGACUUGAAUUCAGAGUUAGAUGAGAGUUUGACAGUUAAAUCGCGACUACAAAUAUAGAUGUCACGUAUAUUACAAUUCAACUGAGAAACUCUCAUCUAACCCUGAAUAAAGAUGCGUUGUUAAUAAUUAUUAUACGUGAAAUUCUUUUCUCAAGUGGAAUACUUCAAAUUUGAAUUCAGAGUUAGAUAAGAAGUUUUUCGGUUCAGUCACGAUUACAACAGAUAUAAGAACUACGAGUAUCAUAACUCAACUGAAAAACUUGGAUACUCUGAAUAAAAACAAGUAUCUCACAUAAGAUAAGUUUCAAGUGGCAACUACUGAUACAGGCCAAAGAGAAUGUGAGCGUGAAGUCGUGAUGCGCUAAGAAUUAGAGAAUAAUUCAGAAUGGAGUGAUUUAACAUCGAGCCAGUCUGAUACUAGUCGAUGACGUACACUUCAAAUGCUCGGUCUCCGCGAUUUCAGAUCAAACGCGAUCUGUCUAAAGAACUCGGCCAACUUUACCUCAUCGCGAUAAAUUCGGCCUCGCAAUAAUUUGCCGGCGUGUGCGUUAAGUGGCUGAGAGCAUCGUGAUGUACAUCGCGCCCGCAAUAAACGCGAUGACGCGAGUCGCGUGUACCAAAGAUACGUGAAAGCUAUCACAUUCGUAGGGAAUCAAUCGACGCCGAAACCCUGCGAAUUAAAAAGAAAAAAAAAAAAAAACGAAAAGAAAUGAAAAAUAAAAAAUGACAGUGUUGACAUACAUUCGUAUCGUAAAUUGGCUGUGAAUCCGAAAACUUGAGCGUUGCGCGGCGUGUCGUUACGCUGUAAUCGCGCCGAGGGACCCGCAGAAGGAUUAUAAUCUGCUAAUUGUAGUUCAGUCGUCGUGUUACCUACGCAAGUCUGAACGACGCCUCCGCCGCUGUUGAUCAUAGUCGCGAAGUUGCCGGCAAUUCCGCCGCCGCCAGUUGGCUCAUAAUUGCGCCGCGGUCUCAAAUUGCCCAGGUCGGCAUUGGCACUUGGAAAUUGGCGCGAUGACAACCGCGAAGGCUUCCGCGCGGUCGAACGGGAAUCUCAAAACACGUCGGACUGGAGACCCUCGGGAGAGUUGCUCGUGCUGCCGGCGGCUAAAUGAGGUUUCCGUGUAAUGACAAAUCGCAACGCGUAUUGCUGCGCGGUGUCGCUCUGAAGCGCGUAAUAAUACACGAGGAAUAAACGAUCGUUACGUUGAACCGAUCGAGCCGCAACCGCGGCGGCGGCGGCGGCGAUUAAGACCGACCUAAUUGUAACGCUUGGGGAAUACGAAGUGAGAAUUUACUCUCUGGGCGCUGUGACUUCCAGCACAGCGAAGCUCCCGAGGUCAAGGCUCUCUCGAUCCCACCGUCGAGUCGAACGGAUGCGUCGCCGUCGCGCGCACCACAUCCUCAAGCUCUCUUAGUUCCUACGAUCGCGAGGUGCACUCUUCCAUAUCGCUCUCUCUAUUUCCGCGUACGUGUCGAUGUGUAGUGUGAAGUAUGAUGUGUGAUUAGUUGCGCGCCUCCUCCGGCUGCAGUGUUAUCCGAGGAUGCGCCCCCGAGGGUCGCGGAGGUCGCUGUUCGAAGUCACACGUCGCGGCGCGUCGGCAGGGGCUUAUUAAGGGGCAAACUACCCCCUGCGUUACGCGGCCACGUUCGUUCUCCGUUUCUCCCUUUGCUCUCCCUACGGGACGUCCCGUUCUCGAGAGGAAACUAGCCUCCAGAUCUCCAGGUAAACGAGAGUUGAUCGACCGUGCGUGAACGACCCAAGAGGAGACAGAUCGGGAGAAUUCGCCGGCCUCCCAGAACAAACGCGGCCGAUCGCGUUUGCCGUAGCCUAAUCACUCGAGUCCACUGCGAAGUCGCACGUUUCGUUUUGCACAUGGGGAAAAUAUUGCAAUAAAAAUAACAGAAAAGUUUUUGCGAUCUUGGGCCACGCAGAAAUUAUAACUGACACCUUUAUAUAAUUUGUUCGAAAUGCACGUCUGAUUUUUUAUUACAAGAUUAUUCUAAUUACUUGAAUUUUUUCUAUAUCAUGCAUUCGAGGUAGAUAGUCAAAUAUAUUAUUUAUUACAAUUUUAAUUAUAUUACAAUUUCAGUGUUAUAAACAGCCAACUUUAUAAACAGCCUAAAAAGAAAUAUAAUUUCAAUGUAAUUUUUGUAGUCUUAAACUUUACAACAAUUAUGACCAGAAUUAUUGUAUAAUUUGUUGGAAAAUGUUAUGUAUGUUUAAUUCUUUACUACAAAAUUAUUAUAAUUACUUCAAUAUUUUUUUAUAUCAUAUAUUAUCAAAUAUAUUAUUCCUAUAUUAUCAAAUAUAUUCAUACUGCAAUUUUAACAUAGCCCAGUUUUACAACAAACAAAAAUAUAUAUAUAAUUUCAAUGUAACUUUUAUAUUUUUAACUUUACAAAAAUUAUGACUAAAAUUGCUGUAUAGUUUAAAAUGGAAGAAACUGUAUAGUUUUAAAUGGAAAAUGUUAUGUACAUUUGAUUUUUUACUACAAAAUUGUAAUUACUUGAAUAUUUUUUUAUAUUAUAUAUUGUCAAAUAUAUUACUUCUAUAGUUAACUUGCACUACACAAUUUCAGUACAGUCUAAUUUUGCAAAAGACGCACAACGUGAAAAGAGAUAUAAAACUUCAACGUAAUUUUUACCACAAUAUUUUCCCCGUGCACUUUUUCCAUUUCUUCCUUGCCGCGUCUUCAUUCGGCGAGGAACGCGUCAAGUGUCCCGCAGAUAUUCGAGAGACCCCGAUCGAUUGAAAUCUAGUCAUACGCCGAAUGGAGAAUCUCGAUGAUAAUGCAAUUCUCACGAAUAAUCGGCUAUCGUCGCGCCAGUCUAUCGCGUCGGUGCCGCCGUCGCGGUCACGAUAAUAAACGGAUUAGGAUUAACCAAUUAAUCGUUUAAGAUGUUUGCGAGCGAACGAUCGCCGCCGAUUGGCGGUCUCAUGUGAAUCGCGCGGCGAGUGUCGCGCUUUAAUUGCCAAUUAUCGCCGCGAUGAUCACUCGGGAGAAAUCGAUGAGAUGAUGUCUAGUAUGUACGAGAUAUCGAUGAGAAAUGCUCAACCAGCGUUGUUAUCAGUGACUACCCUCAGCGUGCGUGAAUGACGAGCGAUCGCGAAAAUGUCCGCAUUUUGCUCGCCCAGAGCAGCGAAAAGCUCGCCGACUCCGUCGCGUUAAUCGUGUUCCAUUAUCCCGAACGUUCGUUGAACGUGUCGAAUUGAAAACGUGGAGGAACGAUCGCUCGUUUCCGACACCGCGAGCGUUCCCAUCGCCAGCACACACGUAUCCGUUCCUUCGAGUCCGACUAACGAGCAGACCGUCGCGAUAUUCAGCCGACAAAAUGUUGCGUAAGUUCUAUGGUCACGUGCACAUACACAACACAUGUACGAUAUAUCGUCGGUGUGUGUUGUGGAAGUUUCUUUUCUUUCUACUAUAUUUUUUGAUAAUUGCGUAAGACGCAAUUAUUAUUACAUAUGGUAGACGUGUUUUGUCAAAGAAAAGAACCAAAUGCAACAUGGAAAAGAAGUUUGACUGGAUGCAAAUAGCUGGUGAAAUAAAAACGAACCAAAAAAUUCCAGUCGUUACCAGAGUUCUGUUCAAGGAAACGAGAUUUCUAAUUAAGCUGAACAGAAUUCUAUAUCAAGUGAUAUUUUCUGACUCGUUCAUACCUUAUCAGAAAUUGGCUAAUUCAACUGAACUUCUUUUCCGUGAAUAAAUCAACGCUUAAUUCAGCGAAUACACGCUCUGUGUAUAGAAUUUCUCUGUGUAGAGAAAUGUACAGAAUCCGAAUUGAUAUUAUUAUUAUUAUUUUUAUUAUAUACUUAUUUUUAUUGUAUAUUUAUAUGUUUAUACGCAGCUGCAUGAGGAAAGCGCGACGCGAUUUUUGAUUUACCGAUUCGUUCGCAUCACAGUUUCUAACUUCUAUUUUACUAUGUUUCUAGUCGUGCAGUUAUAGACUGUCAAUAAUGUCUAUCUUGCUAAGAAAAUAUAGUAACGCUAGAAACAAAUUUUUUAACAGUACACGGAGAGAGUAUUGCAGUAAAUACUACAAUACAAUUUUAGUACUCCGGAAAUAGACGGACAUCAUUACAAAAAUUAUAAUAAAACAUAGUAAAACUUAUCAUAAAUAUGACCAUUUUUACAUUUAUGGUAAUUUUUACUAAUCCGUCCAUAGUUACUUUUACCAAGUCUUAUAUAAUUUUCAUCAUAGUAUCAGUUUAUCUUGGAGUACUAAAACUGUAUUGUAAUUUUUACUACAAUAUUAUGGCAUUAUUACGAAAAUUAUAAUAAAACGUAGUAAACAUGAUCAUAAACAUGAUAAUUUUUACUACAUUUAUGGUAAUUUUUAUUACGUUCAUGAUCACUCUUACUAUAUUUUAUUAUAAUUUUAGUUUUAUUAUAAUUUGUAUUAUGUUUUUUUAUAAUUUUCACUAUAGUGCCAAUCUAUUCCCGGUCUACUAAAACUGUAUUGUAAUUUCUACUACAAUAUUCUCUCCGUGUACAUUUCAGUUCCUGAAAUAUAAACAGCAUAUAAAAAUGAAAUAAAAUAAAAGUGAAUUACAGAAGUGAAUUACUGCAGGAUAUCGAUUAAUUUCACGGCCACAAAGUUCUGCAGUAAUUUUUAUUGCGAAACUCUCCCCAUGUGUCGAGCAACGAUCCGCUCUCUAUUCUCACGCUUAUCGUAAGCGAUUUCAAAAUAUUUCACGCGGCGAUGUAGUUGCUCAUUCGCGAACGCGAACAGUUUCGCGAACAGAUGAGUAAUAACAAUGAUCAUCAAUCAUUGAGCCAUUCGAUUCAUGUACAAAGUUUAUUUACAACGUCACACUACGCGCUGUACGAUACGUUAUUCGAUUUUCUUCUGUGAUAAAAGUUAGAGAAAAACAUCGUCGGAUCUUAUAAUUCGCCGCUACCUGUAAAUAGUUUGUAAAUAUAUAUUAAUAUAUACAUAUAUAUGUAUGUUAUAUUAUUUCUCUCGCGUUGUAUAGUUACCGAGGUGAGACUAGUUGUGCAAUAAUUACAUCAAAGAGAGAGAGAACGUUUCUUUCUGCUUCGGUAACUUAUUUAUUACUUUUUAAACUUUCGUCUCACACACUGACCCACGCGUCAACAAUUAAACGCGAAUGUUAGAUUAUAUAAGUCAUGUAGGUAAACAAUGAUAUAGAGAAAAUGAGAGCCAACGCGUCUUUUUUGUCCCGAAAAUUUCCCUCUCUGUCACGUCGCAACGUGGCAUCGGUAUAACAGCCCGAGACGCGUCAAGAAAAAUGCGUAAUCCAAUUAGGAUUUAUAUAUGUGUAUAAACUUUGAUUUCCGCUACUGAUCAAUUUUUUUGCGAUCAAAGAGAUCGCACCGUGAAGAUAGCUAUAAAUUCGAGAUUUUGCGGAUUUUGGAAAAAAAAGCCCAGUGCUGCUGUGGCGUUAACAUCAUUCGAUAUAACGUCGACGCGAAUAAAAACGACAUAUCGCGACCGAACGACCUCUCGCGGCGAGGUCUCUCCUCUUGUGUAACAUUAUGCCGAAAGAAAUGGGAUAUGCAAAUAUUUUUUUCAUCCGCGGUCGCGACGGAGCGACGCGUCGGCAUUGGUUUUUGCAUAUGACAGUGACAUAUCAACGUUAUACACAUUGCGACGUGACGGGACAUUGCGUGAGCACCGAGCACACACACGUGAAAUGAUAACGUUUUCUCAUUUGCCUCUUAAUACGCGUAAAAAAUGUCGGGGAGUCGGGUCAAGCGUGCUGUCGCGGGUUAACCAUACGAGCAUCACCGUUAAUCCAACGGAAAUAUGAAUCUUACAUUCGCAUCUCGACGGCGCUUGCAUCACGUUCAACUCUCCUCAAUCGCGACAACACGUGUCCAACUUGGUACAAGUCGGAGCGACAGCCGUUUGCUCACAACACGAGCCGGGAACGAAACAUAUUUCGGAAUAUACGUCCCGAAGAAUGAGUUUUUCCACGAUUUUUGCUCGCGCUUCCGCUCUCCCCUCGUCGAAAUUCGCGAUCCGAGACAAAACUUGGCAUUGACUGUAUUCGGCAGAGAAAACUGCUUUGCAACUGUUGUAACAUUCAUGAAUCUGAUCGGUGUAUGUUCCUAAUCUUGGCUGAAUCUAAGAGCAUAUAUGCCAAUCAGAUUCACAAAUAACAGUUUUACAACAGUCGCAAAGCAGUUUCUUUCGCCGUUGAUCAUUGACUUCGCGAUCGCGUGAAAUCAAUCGCAAAAAGCUCUCUCCAAUUCGUAAGAGAAAGAUCAGGCCUAUAAGAAGCCUUAUCACUGGGAUGUAAAUAAUUAUGGGAGAAUAUUAAGGUUUGAGAACGCACGCGCCGAAUAUCUUUCCGGACUUGCAACGUGCGCGGUGUAUUUCAUUUACAUUCUACUUCAAGUCCACAUUAGUCAUAGUCGCUCCUUAUCCCAUUCUAAUUAGAUAGAAUAAUAUACAUUGUUGAUUCAUCUGAAUAUGUUCCAUGAUUGAAAUUACUCGCACUUACACACUGAAAAAAAGAUACUUGAAUAUUUUUAGAACAUAAAGUUGAUAUUUCUGUGAAAUAAAAUCCAUUUCUGCAAAUAAACUUUAUGUUCCACAAAUAAAUUUUCAAGUAUUCGUUUCUCAGUGCAUCCAACGAUCUUUCACUCAUUUAGGUUAUACACAUUUCAGAGAGAGUCUGUGUGUUAUAUACAAUUUAAUUCUAUUAUAGUUCAGCUCUCUAAUUUACUCCGUUGUUUCAUAAUCCGGGUCGUCGUGUUUCAUUAAGCUCUCUUAUUAUUUAAUACACUGUCCCACUUUAAUUCUUGCAGUGUUAAAUUCUUGGCGCGCGAGAAAUACGUAUGGUAUUAAUAAUACAAUAUUAUCUUCUUUGAAAGAAGAAUCCUUGAGGGAAGCUUUGUCCUCUCAUGAGCCAUUACGCGGAAACUUCAGUACACGCAAGUAGAUCAAGGGAAUACUCCCUCCCUCUCUCUCCCCCGCCCUCCUUCUCUUUCCCUCUCGCUGUUUCGCUUUUGCUCUACGCGCCGCGAUCGAUAAUCAGCCGAGAAUAAAAUUACCCCUUCCCUCAUCCCGACAUUCUAUCGCGAGAAUCGCGCAUUUAGAUGAUGCAUUUGUGCUCGCGAGGAGUUCAGGCAGACUUUCAGGCGGAUGCGCGCGGACGGGCGCGACGCAAUCGUUCACGUCGGAGAUCAUCUUCGAAUCCCAACAAUCUCGUUAAGCGGAAGUAUAAAUGUCACGGAUCUCGUCCCGCGCAUGAGGAAUCAAUUCACAUCGUCGAUGAAGCCAAACGAUCGGGCCGAAGCUGACGCAUGCAAGUGACGUUUUCAGGUCGCGGAGGUGGGCUUGAAAGACGCGACGUUUUCUAUUCUCUUCGCUUCCUUCGCGGGGAAUUAACUAUUCCCCGCGAAACGCCCGAUGGAAGCCGCGAACUCAUGCUGCGAGUAUGACGAGCGAGAACGCGAGUUUGCAAUUUCAAGAGUCGCGUUUCGCCUGCGAGAGCGGAACCUCUCGAGCGUCGUUCCCAGCGCGCACAUCUGAUUUUACAACGUAUUUAAAUCGCUCUCGCUUUAAAUAAUGCCGUUCAGCCGCUGCUCCUCGACGGAAGUGGCGGUAAUUUAUACGAAACACACGUAUAUCGUGUCACUUGUCUCGCUCGAUAAUAUUCCGAUUACGUUGAAAUAACAUCGCGUAUGAAUGCGCGCGCGUGAACAGAAGAUACAAUAUCAAUUGUUCGUGUGAUUCAUUCUUUAAUACAUUAUUAAAGCGACACGUUAACGCAGCAGUUUCAUUCCGUUAAUUGUUUAAUGAGAAUGAGAGACAGAGAGAGAGAGAGAGAGAGAGAGAGAGAGAGAGAGAGACGCGUUGCUGAAUGUAAAAUAUGCGUGUGCACACACAUGCAAAGAGGGGAAACAAUAGCCGACGCGAUUAUCAAAUGUACGCGAGAAUGUGGUGUCGCGCUAAAGGUACAAUGCGUGCAACUCGUGCGCUCGGAAAUAAGCUAAUCUCGAUAAAUUUUAAUCCGCACGUCGCCGUUAAAGGCUCAGCUCUACAGCGACGCGAUUAUGCCGAGGCCCGGAAGAGAGUGGAAAAAUGCAUUCGCGGUACGAGAAUAUCAUGUUACAAUCGAGAGAGCUUCAAUUUAAUCAGAUUUCCGAUUUAAUAUUCACUUUGUAACCGGCGAUUCUUUCCUAGCUGCGCCUUUUUUCUCGUUCUUCAUCCCCCUAAUUCUCCCUCCCUCUCUCUCUCUCUCUCUCUCUCUCUCUCUCUCUCCCUCUCUCCCUCUCUCUAUCUAUCUAUCUAUCUAUCUUCUUUGACUCUAAUUGCAGCGCAUGUUAAAGCCGUUAGACACGAUUUCUCUGCAACUUUGUAGAAUCCAAGGACUCUUCUUCAUUAGCCUACAUGUCGACGAAACCGAGGCGCGUUGAAAACCGAGAGAAGGUACUGACGAAAUUUCGGAUUUAAGUUCCCACCUGUCUUUCGAGAUUCCCUAAAGUAGAAUAAAGCGUGCGCUUUAUGCGGGGAACGUAUAUUUGCAAGUGAUAAAUUUGGAAGUUUAGUAAUAAAUUCAAAACUCCACACAUCCGAAAGUAUCCUUGUGCUCAUCAGGGCUCAUUUCGCCCGAUUCAUCUCGAUCGCGGGAGUAAAUUCGCGCGCAAUUUAACAUCAGCGGCCGGAUAUUUCGCUGCGCGCUGUUAAUUAACUGAUAUUAAAUUUCGCGUGCGUGCGCGAGUGCGCACGUCGAGAUUUCAUUAGAAACUCUCGCGAACGCAUACGCGAGGAUCUUCGCAAUAACGCCGCGCCAGUCAUACGAAAAAGUCCUCCACCUCCUUCCCCUCCUCUUCCUCCAUCCAUCGUCGAAGUAACAACUCGGCACAAUUAAGCUACAUUAAACGUGUACAUAUUUUACUGUGCCGGGGGAAUGUCUGGCGCGCGUUUGACGGCGCGCUCCGAGAUGGAACUAACUGUCGGUUAUUAUUCGCCGAAAAUAAUUUCGCGCCGUCAGCUGUGCCGUUCCCCAGUGGACUCGCAAAUCGCGACAUUUACCGACACACGAAGCCCGAAAAGCCAGCGUAAAAUUGCUGCCGACGAUUGCGGGAGAUCGCCAUACGAUCUCGCGGGAGAAAGCAAACCUGGCUUCCCCGAGACGGAUCGAAGCUGCGCACGCCAUAUGCCCCACACUGAGAACAAAAUACUUGAAAAUUUCUGUGGAACAAAAGUUUAUUUUGCGGAAAUAAACUUUAUUCUAUAUAUAACAGAACUUUAUUCUAUAUAUAACUAUAUAUAACUUUAUUCUAUAUAUAACAGAAAUUGAUUUUAUUUCGCGCAGCAAUAUGAACUUUAUAUCUCACAAAUAAAUUUUCAAAUACUUCUUUCUCAGCGCAAAAAGCGGACGUACGCGACAGAGAAGUGGAGAGGAGGAGAUGACGGGAGCAAGAGCGAAAAACAAAUUAAAAACACUCCCCUUCGGAAAAGAAUCGUAUUACUGUGUCCAGUAUAUAACGUUGGAAACAAAAAUAAAAAAUAAGGGAAAAAAUAUAUCGCCCCCUCGAUUUGCUCACGAUGUAAUAAUCGGCGACGUAAUAAUCGGCGCUGAUACGACGAGAGUAGUUAGAGUGCCGACACGGGUAAAAUAAGACGAAUGAAGAGAUAAAAGCCUUCUUCCUCCUCCUCCAUCACCUUUCAUCGUCCUUCUUCCUUCUACUUUCGUCGCGUUCUCCGGCGCGAAUUCUUGACCAAGCAAGCCUCCUCCUCGUGCUCGCAAGAAGUAACACAAGUUAGGUAACUUGAAAAGUUUGUAGGACGUUCGAGGAACGGAGGAGAAUAAAUGGUGAAAGCGGGGAAUAUAAGGAGGCGAGUUACGCGGGCUACGUAUGCAGGACGCGCGCCACCCUCAGACUCAGUCGUUCCUUUUAUAUUCUUAUUUCGUUCCGCCGGUAUAUAUAUAUAUAUAUAUAUCACGUCAGAGUAAGACGAAGAGAAGAAGAAGAAGAUGAUGAUAUGUGGAUUCUCACUCUCGGACAAACUCGUUCUGAGAGUUAUCUGGAAACUCGUGAGAUCCUGCCACCGCAACAGAGUCCAAUUUCGCUUCGAUCGAAAUUCGCAAACAUCUCGGCUCGUUGGUGCUAUUAAAUUCUUCAUAUCGCAUGCAUCACGGGUACUAAAUUCAAUUUUCAACAACCGAUCUCUCAUGACAAAUUCGCCGAGGCUCCUUUCUCUCUGUUCGUACUGUCGUGGCUACACACGGCAAAGCGCUUCCAUCGCAAUUAAUCCUGUAGUGAUAUUAAUGUUACCACGCGUGUGAAAAGAGAGUUAUCACUUCUCUUUUUAUUCUUUGCUCUUCGAACGUAUGUACUAUACUAUUAUAUAUUUGUGGCAAGUUAGUAUUAUUGCAAUAACACUGCUGCUCUCUCUCUUUCUUUCUCUUUCUCUCUCUCAGAGAAUCAUAGUUUCACAGACGAUGGCUUAGCCAACUGGUCGAGCUAGGCCACAAUUAAACAGCUUCAAUUACGUGCUCGAUGCAUGUUAAACCUUGGAACCGCGACCGUGGAUAAGGUGGGUUUAGUUUAAACUUAUAACAUACUUCUUUUAAAUCCCAAUUUCAAUAUAGAGUACAGAGUGCACUUUCAAUCAUAAAUAUUUUCUCGAAAAGUAGAUAUUCUUAUAUUUUUAUAUUAUCUUUUUUUUUCAUUUAAACACAUACAUUUUCAUUUAAAUGUUAGGAAUACGUCUAUAUCGUUAACUACGACACUGAGAUUAAAAAAAAAAAAAAUUAAUUUUGCAAAAAGACCGAAUAGAAAUUUUCUUAAUUACAAAAAAGCUACUUGCUCGACAAUUUAUAUUUAUAUUUCUUUAUAACGCCGUAUUGCAAAAAACUAAAUGCUAUUUGUUAAAGGUGAAAGAUGUAAUUUUUCAGAAAAAAAUGUGAAACAGCGAUUUGAAAAAUAUAUAUUGUUUUAACACGAAGAAUUGUAACGUCAAGAGCGAUUUCAACGUUACCAUUCUACAUUUGCUAAACAGCAGAUGGAAUUGCGCAGCAUAGGCGAUUUGUAGAGGGAAGAUAGAAGUGUUCCUUUCGCCUCAAAUUCCGACUCCCUACCUUUCGUUAUAUAGAAACGGCGGCUGUUUCAACAACAGCAUGUGUGCGGUACAGCUAAGUGUGGUAUUCUCGGGUUAACGACGCGUUUCCGCCUCGGAUCUCGAGGGGUGCGAUAUUUGCCACUUAAAUUCCAAUUUCCAAAUUCAACAUUUCUCCAUCUAAUCGCGUCCACGCGUGGCCCGGUGAUAAUUCUUGAACGUGUCAACGUUUGAACGACUUCGAAAUUUCGAGACAUUUUGAUGUAUUUUCUCUCUGCAACCCUCCCCAGAAGAAGUAGAACGCUCGAGGGCGUCGGGUAAACACGAGUGUACUGUACCCGUCAUAUUAUUCUUGCUGUAUUAAUCCUCGAACACAAUGGUGUUGAUUUAAUGAAACGAUGUAAUUUGCCAUCUGACAAGCAACAUCAAGUGUAUUCUCCGGGGUACUUCGUGUGUCUACUCUGCGCUCGCGGCUUCUACCAUUGUCUCUAUUCUACAUCUCGACGAUGCGAUUGUAAUCUGUUACAACCUCCUCUGCAUUAACGUGUUAUCGCGUCCUCCUCGACCGCCACUUUUCCACGUCUUUUCUCUCCUUCGCGCUCGUCCACAUCGCGGUGAGGGAAACGCGGCCGUUUUUCGCACGUGAAAAGGGAGCAGCGCGGAUCCUUAUUUCGCUCCGGAGAACACAACGACUGGUACUCCCCGCGAUUGCCGCCAAUAAAAGCAGGAAUCCUUCCCGCACCCUAUUCGUCUACAGAGUAUCUAACGCAAGACAUAAUAACGCACGUGUGCGGAUGGAGCAGUCAACCUGAGCAAAAAAACUACCAUUAAAAAAAAACCACGUAAAAUUUAGAGACACUAAUAAGAGUAGCGAAUCAGUGCGCGUGAGAGAGACGAGCUAUGAUAAUCGUUCUGCUCAGAUUGACGUGCUCCACACGGAGAGAACUUUGUGGCAAACAUUACUGCAGGAUUUUGUAAAGAGGAAUAGAUCGACAUUCUGCAGUAAUGUACUUUUUAUUUCAUAUACGCUACUUAUAUUUUAGGAACUAGAAUGUGCUAUUAAAACACAUGUUGCUUCCAGUGAAAUUUACUAUGUUCCUUAACAAGACGGAUCUUAAGCUUGAUUCACAAUGUGUUCUUUGCUUCCUGCUUCUUUCUCUUUAUUUCUUUCUCACUCAAACCUUAAGCUUUAAGCCAGAAAAAGAUAGAAGACAAGAAACAAGACGCAAAGAGCAUAUUGUAGAUCAGGUUUUACUGGCAAUCUGGUUCUAGACUAUAGCGAGUUCUAGACUAGUUUCAGACUAUGUGACACAAUGAAAUUAAAAAGAAUUUAUAUGAGAAAAACUGGUUGGAUCUCCGUGUAUACCAUGUGUGUUGUCGUGUCUUGCGUCAGACAUCUUGUAUAACACGAAGAAGAGAGAAAGAGUGUGAGAGAAUGCAUUAUCAUGCUGCCGACGUAACAAAUAAAACAAGAGCGGAAAAAGAGCACGAGCGUUGACCGCGGGGCUCGCGAAGGGAAUAACAGAGGGUGUUUGCGCGAACCCUGUCAGCAACGUGGUGCCUAACGGGACAAAAGUGUGCAACCGCGGGUUUAUCUCGCCGAAACGAAAGACGAUGUCUCUCGGUUUCCCCUUGGCGGCCGUAUAUAAUAUUGACAUUCCUCCGUACACAGGGUGUCGCCGAGUUUCACAUGACAGUCGAUUAUUUCACGGUAAAAGACGUGCAGAUGUAAGAGAAUCUUCGCAGUUUACAUACUGGAGCUGUGUUAACACACGCAAUUCGAUCUUUCGACAGGGCCUCUCUCGAAUAGGCUGAAACGUUUUUAUUGAGCGCGACUUUGAUUUGAACAUUGUGUAGUUUCACAGCUUGGUAGAAAGGGAGAAUUUUGGAAGAACGCACGACGUCGAAACACGGCGUCGCGGACUCGGGGACACCCUGUAUGCACGGCGCUCGCGAACCGAAGCAAAACGUAAGGAAACAACAUAGACAAACAACAUAGACAAUCAACGGCACUGAUAACAGAGUUUCGCUCGCGUUAUGGCGCCCGCCAUGUGCGCACGGCAGUUUAUUAAUUAGUAAUAAUUACCGCAUAUUGUGCAAUAAGUGCGAACUAAUCUGAGAUUAAACUGAAUGUCUUGUACAUAGUGAGUGUAUAAAUUAUCACUGUAUAGCGAUCAUACACACGAUACACUUAGCUGCGGAAUAUGCGACUGUAUUUGAGAUGUUCACUAUUUCUUUUUGUUAUGACUCAUUUAAAUUAAGAUUGGUCGAAAUAAAGAUUGUUUUUCGAA
Messenger RNA from Odontomachus brunneus, 15970 nucleotides. RefSeq names its product octopamine receptor beta-2R-like. Gene Ontology annotation, cellular component: membrane. The transcript has 3 exons. The record is from RefSeq and is a predicted model, not a curated record. Gene Ontology annotation, molecular function: octopamine receptor activity. The coding region runs from base 50 to 1366 and encodes 438 amino acids. NCBI's taxonomy places the organism in Eukaryota, Metazoa, Arthropoda, Insecta, Hymenoptera, Formicidae. Gene Ontology annotation, biological process: adenylate cyclase-activating adrenergic receptor signaling pathway.